GUAAUAUUCAUAUAAUUUAUGUUGUAAAAUAAUAUUGUAAACUUGUAAUAUAAAGUGCUUUCAUUGAUGGUGUGGGUGAGUGGGUGAGAUGAGAUUGCAUAAUUGGCAACCGGCUCCAAACACCAACUACAUACGAUUGUUUAAUAUUCCGUAUGUAAAGUUUUGCUCCUCAAUUUAUCCCACACCGGUUGCAAGAAUAGUUCACCCUCCUGAGUGUCCUAUAUAUAAAUCACUUCUUGGUGCAAUCACAGCAAGCUCUGUUAUUACACAUCGGGAUCAUUUGCUCCCAUGACUAUGGGCUUUAAACAAAGUUUGGACAGCCUUUUGCUUUUAGAGCUUCUUAGAACACUUCCUUAUUGACUUGGGCUGGGCUGAGUAUUAAUUUUUGGGUGAGCUGAAAAUUAAAUCUCUUUCUAUACUAACAAAAAAAAUUGAGUUGGGCUGGGCUAGAGCCCACUCUAGGCCCUACAUAGAUCCGCCCAUGGUAAUGGCCAAUAUUAGAGCAUCUUUAAUGGGAGUAUCAAUUGCUCUAAAUGCAUUGCCACGUCAAACAUCCGGAAAAAAAAUAUCUCCAACGCAAAUGUACAUUUUAUCUAUGGUGCUGACCUGUAAUUCCAAACAAUGGACGGUGUGUAUCUCGCUUUCUAGCUAUAGCAGGUCUAUCUCACAUGCUGACUCAGCAUGGCAUUUAUUAUACGGAAUAAUACUCCGCACAUAAUUCUUCAUUAGCUCUAGCUUCUCGUUCCCUUCCGGCAACAAACCUCCCCACCACAGGAGUGCCACCAACUCGCAAGUCGCAAACCCUUGUCCUCAGUGGCAUUCCUCCUUAAGGCGGCAGCAACCGGCAGCCUUUUGUUGUCUCCGGCAAUCAUUUCUCCGACUCUCCCAACUUCCAAAACGGAGAUGGCCUUCCCUUCCAUUUUCCAAAGCUCGAACACUCUCUCUGGCCUCUUUCGAUGUUGUUGGAUAUCUUCCCUUUCAUCUCCACCGCAUCAGCUUUCUCUGCAAAGGAUAUCAUUUUGGCUCCAGCCUCAAUUAAUUACCUUAGGAGUUGCAAACUUGCAAUUGGGGGCCACCAGGACUUCUUUCUUGUAGCAGAUGCCAAAAGCUCAUUGAACUGGAAUAAACUUCAGCAGAGGACUCCAUCAGUCCAUUGGAGAUGAAAAAUGAAUUUAAGUGUCUGGGCGGCCACGUUAGCUACACAGGAUGUUGACACGGAUGACGUGUCCAUUUUUUUGUAAGGGCAAUUAACAUCUCCAUUGGAGAUGCUCUUAAAACUAAGAUUGCCAUUUUCAAUCGAUUUGGCUGAAAUUCUCCUCCUGUCUACGCCUCUACUCAUAUAUCAUAGAUAAUAAGGUGCCCAGCAGUACUGUUUUUGGAGUAUUUAUUAAUUAAGUUUUUUUGUAGUUUGAAUUUCAUCAAACAACUAUUGGCAUUUUGGUUGUUUUUGGAGUAAUUAUUAAUUAAGAUUUUUUGGUUGUUUCAAAAAAUCGACACUCCCCAUCGGCGCAGCUAGGGCUUCUCUCGCCCUCGUCUGCGGAAGUUUCGGGGCCGGCGAGUUGCUUUUGCUCGGCGAUUUGGAAUAGGUGCAGCAGAGUUUUCAACUCCAAAAUCGUGUCGGGCCUAAGCGACGAUUGGCUGAUCGACGGCCAGCUUCUCUUCUAGCUAUUCGAUCGAUUUUUGGCUAGUUUUCUGCUUCGUUGGUGGGCUGCUUCGUCAGCCCAGGGGAGCAGUUCCGUUUGGUCAAAGUCGGAAGGGGAAGAUGGAGGCCAUGGAGGAACGAGGACACAGAAGAUUGAUGUGGAUAGGGAUGUGGAGGCGGCUCGCUUUCGGAUUGGUUGUGUUCGUGCAAUCUUUUGGUCAAGAGAUGGAGGCGACUCAUGGGCAUAUCCAAGUGAAGAAGGAAGAAUAUGAAGUGAUGGAAACUCAUCCCCCUCCGGACUUGCCGCCAUGGAGGAACUGUACGACUAGAGUUUGGAAGACUGUUUUACCAUUUCUAGUCUUUUACUUUCAGUCUAGUCUAUUUUAUCAUUUCUAUUUUGUUUCUACUAUGACAAACAAUAAGCGGGGUAGGCGGGUGUUCUGUUUUGCUUUAGUUGAUAGAUUACUAGUUGGAGGCAAUCAGGUUGAUACAGCCGCUAAUAGCCUAUAUGCUCUCACAGCUUCAGCGAUUAGUCUCGCUGUUUUUAGGGUGGACUAUUCUAUGUCUGGUCAUGAUGUGAGGAGGCCGAUGGGGUUUGGUUUUGAUUGGAUAGAGGGGGAUUUAGUUCUUGGGGUUUGUUAUUGGUUUGGUUCAUUUGAUUUAAUAUAAGUUAUUUUCCUUUCAAAAAAACUACUUGCUCAUUAUCCACAUAAAUAAAGGUGGCAAAUAAUACUACUUUUAUUUUAUUUCAUUUUAAAAAAAUAAUGUGAAUACAAC
This is a messenger RNA of Cuscuta europaea, 2419 nucleotides long. NCBI's taxonomy places the organism in Eukaryota, Viridiplantae, Streptophyta, Magnoliopsida, Solanales, Convolvulaceae. The record is from the annotation of a GenBank genome assembly.